Molecule: messenger RNA, 1878 nt
Organism: Malaclemys terrapin pileata
Lineage: Eukaryota; Metazoa; Chordata; Testudines; Emydidae
Gene: OTULIN
Product: OTU deubiquitinase with linear linkage specificity
Exons: 9
Coding region: 295-1782 (495 amino acids)
Biological process (GO): protein linear deubiquitination
Molecular function (GO): cysteine-type deubiquitinase activity
Source: RefSeq, a predicted model, not a curated record
CUGUAAUAAGCAAAGGUUUAACCUAGUUACUCUUCGAAUUUAUUGUACUGUUGAGAAUUGUACACAACAACAACAAACCCCCACGUGAUAGCAAAGAUAAUUACAUGGGCAGACGUUGAAGUAUGUCGCAGGAGAUGAAAAAGCGAAAGUGAAAGCGACUGCAUCGAACUAGUAGGAAUUUAAGCACCCAGACAAGACAAAGCGUGAAGAAAUAUAUGUUCCUGUUUAUAAAUGACAUGGUGAUUUAGGUUGAAAAAUGGAGGUAAUUGCAAACCUGCACAGCAAGGAAGGCCGAUGGAAAACCAAAUAAGAAACAUGGGAAACACUUGGACAAGUUGGCAUGGCUGCCAGAGAACGAGUAACCCAGAAGUAGCGAAUGGUGAACAGAAAACCAUGUUAAAACAGAGGACUAGGUCAAACAGUUGUUCAAACCAAGAAGUUCCACAGGAGAGCGAUCUACAAUCAUUCGAAGAGGAAGCAAACAGAGGAAUCCAGGAAAAGCAAGAUGGUAACAUUUCUGAAGACUCUGACAAAUUAAGCCAGGGUAUGUUUCAGCGAAAGACAAGCAAGUCCACUGGCCCUUCGGCUAGUGCAGAAGAGACACAGAAGAAAGAUACUGCAAUGAUAAAUUUGACUAGACAUGAAAAGGAAAAAUAUAUUCCCAGUGAUAAACCUUCUUCAGCAAGUGCAACUGGUGACCAGAAAGAGAAACCUGCGUUAGAAACCAAAAAAGAAUGUGCACAUUCAGGACAUGGAAAAACUACUCAGGCACAUGACCUGAAGGCAUCCCUGACCAGCCACGAUUCCCAUAAAAACUGUGAAGUAAAGCUGUCGGCAUCAAGUAGCUCUUCAGCAAAGGAGUCAUCUGUAGACAAUGAGGAGGACAUGUACCGUGAUGCAGAAGAAAUAGAGAGAGAAAAAGUAUUACCUGUUUGUGAGACAGGCUCCUCAGAAAAUAAACUCAGUGUUGCACCUGAAAUGGACAUCAUAGAGUACUGCCAAAAAGAAUGGAGAGGAAAUACACCGGCGGCAAAAUGUAUGAAAAAGGGAUAUGAAGCAGUUUCUCAGAAGUUUACCUCUAUAAGGAGAGUGCGAGGUGAUAACUAUUGUGCUCUCAGAGCAACAUUGUUCCAGGCACUGAGCCAAACUUCUGAACUUCCUGACUGGCUUCAGAGUGAAGACUUAACGUUGCUUCCAGAAAAACUGCUGAGCAAAUACGAUUGGAUCCAACAGUGGCAGCUAAGACAGAAACUGGGCAGGAAGAUGGGAGAACUAAGUGACGAAAUUAAAGACUACUUAAUACUUCUAAGGAAGAAGUGGGAGAGUAUGAGUGAAAUGAAAAGUCCUGUAGAGAGACAAGCAGCUUGUGAUGAAUUGUUUACAAAUGAAGAGGAGGAGUACAGUCUCUAUGAAGCUGUGAAAUUUUUGAUGCUGAACACAGCUAUUGAAUUGUAUGAUGAUGAUAAAAAAGGAAAGAAAGUACCAGUGUUCUCAUGGCUAUUGUUUGCCCGGGAUACAUCCAGCAACCCCAGUCAGCUAAUGAAUAAUCACUUGAAUCAAAUAGGUCACACUGGAGGCCUUGAGCAAGUGGAAAUGUUUCUUCUUGCAUAUGCUCUGCAGUAUACCAUCAGAGUUUAUCGAUUGUAUAAAUACAGCACUGAUGAAUUCAUCACACUUUAUCCCAAUGACCCAGAGGAGGACUGGCCUGUGGUGACUCUUAUAACUGAAGAUGACAGACAUUAUAAUAUUCCAGUCAGAAUGUGUGAAGAGACUAGUUUGUAAACGAGAUUUUUGGCAAAUUUAUAAAUUUGAUAUCCGAAUCUGACCUGGACAUUAAAUUUCCAACACUAUUUUGAAAUAAAGUCAUGAUGAGAUUUA